This is a messenger RNA of Dicentrarchus labrax (European seabass), 2865 nucleotides long. RefSeq names its product dipeptidyl peptidase 4. Gene Ontology annotation, biological process: proteolysis. The transcript is spliced from 26 exons. Gene Ontology annotation, molecular function: dipeptidyl-peptidase activity; serine-type endopeptidase activity. Bases 183 to 2408 code for a protein of 741 amino acids. Lineage: Eukaryota; Metazoa; Chordata; Actinopteri; Moronidae. The record is from RefSeq and is a predicted model, not a curated record.
GUGAUGUCUCAUAGCUCCAACUUAACCAAACAUCUGUGGUGGGAGGUGUCAACUUCUAACCACACGGACAUGCCAGCACUCAUGCACUGAAACCUGACUGUAGCUGUCAGAUUAGUGAAAGUGUGAGUGGUGCUGAGAGUCUGAUAUUGCUGCGGGUUCAUGAAGGCGUACACUUUGCAGCUAUGAAGGUUUCCAUCGCCAAGGUGCUCCUCGGAGUCUUCGGGGUAGCAGUCGUCGUCAUCCUGAUAGCGGUACCCACGGCUAUAUAUUUGAAAGAGGAGCAGGCGGGGAACCAAAGGACCUUCACACUGGAGGAUGUCUUCAACAGUUCACUGAAGCCAAAGUCCUACAGCAUGAGAUGGAUCUCAGAUUAUGAGUAUCUGCAGAAGUCCCAGGGCUCAGUCUUCCUCCACAACGUCCUCACAGAAACUUCUUCAGAGUUCUUGAGCCGAGACAAGUUUGAUGAAAAAGGCGCGUAUGAUUACCAGCUAUCUGCAGACCGCAAAUAUGUUGCGUUCAUGAGCAACCAUUCCAAGCUGUGGAGGCAUUCAUUCACAGCUUCAUAUUCACUUUAUGAGCUGGAAUCGGGCACAUUUCUCACACCCUCUGACAUUCCUCAUGAAGUCCAGUACUUUGCCUGGGCUCCUGAAGGGAACAAACUGGCCUAUGUGUGGAAGAAUAAUGUGUACAUAAAGACCAGCCCCGGGUCGGCACCAAAACAAGUCACUUUCAACGGCGAGGACAAUCAGAUUUUUAAUGGGAUCCCAGACUGGGUGUAUGAAGAGGAGAUGUUUUCAUCCAAUCAGGGCCUCUGGUGGUCACCUGGAGGGAAGUACGUGGCUUACGUUGAGUCCAACGACACCGAGGUCCACGCCAUAGAGUACUCGUGGUACGGCAACAACCAGUACCCCAGCACCGUUUCCAUUCCAUACCCGAAGCCAGGUACUCCAAACCCUGUUGUGAAACUGUUUGUUGUGGACACUAACAACACAUCAAAAAUUACUGAGGUGGUUGUUCCAGACCCAUUCGGCUCAAGUGAGCACUAUUUGGCAACUGUUACUUGGGCGACAGAUGAACGUAUCGCUGUCCAGUGGCUGAAGAGAGUCCAAAAUCAUCUCAUCCUUCAGAUCUACAAUUUUAACGGAUCUAAAUGGGAGCAGGCUGAGCAUCUGGAGGUGCGCAGUACCAGCGGUUGGAUUGGGCGGUUCUCUCCACCAGAACCAGUCUUUACCACAGAUAAGAACAGCUAUUACCUACUGAUGAGCGACACCAAUGGGUACAAGCACAUCCAUCAUGUGAUCGAGAGCGUGUCUACGCCGAUCACCGCUGGAGAGUGGGAGGUCAUUGACAUUCUGAAAGUAACUGAAGACAGUAUAUACUAUUCAAGUAACGAAGAGGGCGGCAAGCCAGGAGGAAGGAAUGUUUACAAGUGGACGAAACAAGGGCACAAGUGUCUGACUUGUACUUUACGUGGCGAGGAUUGUCAGUAUAACUCUGCCUACUUCAGCCACAAUGCCUCCUUCUACCGUAUGAGCUGCAGUGGUCCUGGCAUUCCUUACUAUUCUCUCAUGGAUAACCAGAAAAAUCAAGACAUGAAAGUUUUGGAGGACAACAAGGGCUUUAACAGCCUGAUAUCUGGCAUCGCAAUGCCCACCAUGCGUCGAGGCUUCAUCGAACUUUACGGACACAAACUCUGGUACCAGAUGUUUUUGCCUCCAGGAUUUGAUGAUUCCAAGAAGUACCCUUUACUAAUAGAUGUGUAUGCCGGCCCCUGCAGUCAGAAAGCAGACCUCAUCUACAGGGUGAGCUGGUCCACCUACCUGGCCAGCACUGAGAAAAUCAUCGUCGCCAGCUUUGACGGAAGAGGAAGCGGUUUCCAGGGCGACAAGUUAAUGCAUGCAAUCUACAAACGUCUGGGAACCUAUGAGGUGGAAGAUCAGAUAACAGCAGCCAGGGAAUUCAUUAAAAUGGGCUUCGUUGACAAAGACAGAAUUGCUAUUUGGGGCUGGUCUUAUGGUGGGUAUGUGACGUCAAUGGCACUGGGGUCUGGAAGUGGAGUUUUCAAAUGUGGAAUGGCUGUCGCUCCAGUCUCCAAAUGGGACUAUUAUGAUUCAAUCUACACAGAGCGUUACAUGCUGGAGCCCUCACAGAAUUACGAAUUCUACGCUAACUCAACAGUAACUGGCAGGGCCAAGAAUUUCCAUUCAGUGCAGUAUCUUCUGGUUCAUGGAACAGCUGAUGACAAUGUGCAUUUCCAGCAGGCAGCUGAGAUCUCUGAAGCUCUGGUGGAUGAGCAGGUGGACUUUGAGGCGAUGUGGUACACAGACAAGGAUCAUGGGCUCGGCGGGGCGGCCUAUCCACACGUCUACACCCACAUGACUCACUUCCUUCAGAGGUGCUUUGCAUGAAGUCCCCUGGAUCUCUUUUCACUGCCUCAUGGGAAUGCAAGAAAAAACAAUUUCUGGGGAUAAAGAUUUCAAUUGUAAAUGCAGGUUUGAUUAUUAGUGCUCUAAAUAUCAGGAAAAUGUAUUUAAUGUCAUUCUUUGUCUGUGAAGUGUUGACUUGCAUAUAUUCAGUCAGAAAAAAACAGCUCUGGAAAUUAUAAACAUUUUACUUGUAACAUGUCUACAUUAAAAAUAGGUUAAUUUUUAAAGAGGUCAUUACUUGACAUCGAUGUAGUAAUGUGAAAAUUGAAAAUGCUCCGUCAAACUGUACCUGUACUACUUGGACAUUUAGAGUUUUUACAAUAUUGUAUACAAUUAUGCACAGAAAUAUAAUGUGCCACCGUGAUUUUAUACGGUUUUACUAAAUUUAUGUAUAAUUUGAUGUUUUGUAAAAUAAUAAAUAAUUCAGUAAUAACUGUUA